GUUAGAUACGUUCAUGAAUAUUGGGCAUUUUAUAGCUGCAUAAUGCACUGAAGAUAGUUGGUGGUGUUUAGAAUAUGUACCUAAUCUGUACCAAUGCACUAAUAAUUAAAUCCUUCGAUAAAAUUCUGUUUGGUAGCAUCAUUUUAGAGAAAAUGCUGAUCAACAAUGAAUGAUUUGACCUAGAAUGUCAAAAUUUAAUUUAUAUGUGCAAAGAGAACAUAGUUGACUCUGCCUCUUGGUUGCUUCACAGGCAGAAAAACAAUAUGAAUUUAUCAGAUCAUGGCUGUAAUUCUUUUGUAACCAACUUGACAUCAAGACAUAUGAACAACAAGAAAGACAUCAAGUUUUCUAAAACAACACAGAAGAGAAUUUCACAUGAAAAUAGGGGUUUGAGACUAGAAUCCAAAAAAAUAUGAGUCAAACUUUGAACUUAGUAUGAAACGUCAAUAUUCUUCUGUGGUGAAGAAAAAUCCUCUGAUUUUUCAGGAGAAAAAAAGGUCAGGAGAAAGAAAAAUUUACAAGUACAAUUGCAUACUAAAAGAACUGAGUUUGCCUCUUCCUCAGUGAAGAUGUCAAAGAAGAUGACUAGGAAAGAAAACUGUUUAUUCAAGUUGCCGAAUCAGUACAGCAUUCACAAGACUUUAUCACCCCUUUGUACAUCUUCCUCAGUUAUUGGGAAAAAGGAAAUGAUUUCUAGCCUCUACAAGAUAUUAUAUAAUGAAGUACCUCAAGGACACUUAUACUCACAAGAAUUAAGUGGUAACCACAGGGCGGAUAUUAGAGAUAUUGUAUUUACUUUGGAUGAACUACAGCACCAGUAUGAGGAUUUUUCAUUACGGAAUGGUCAAGCCCUGGACAAAUCUACUUCUAACAGAAAGUUAUCAAAUAUAUCAGAAUGCUAUCUACAAUAUAGGAAGAAAAACAUUUUAUCUUCCAGACCAUUUGAACCAUCAUUAUUCCCAAAGUUAAGUAGAAAACACCUCCAAUACCAUAAAAUUAUAGAGGAUAAUGAUUACCUUGAAUUUAGAAGAUCAAAAAAUCCUUUGCAAAUAAAAAAAUUCCUAAGUGAGGUUGAUAGCAGCAAUAUAGGAUUCCAGGAACUAUAUUCAAAGGAUGGCAUAAGCUUUAAGAAAAGUUCAGAGAAGAUUGAAAUUCAUGACUCAAAGUCUAUACCACAUAACUUGAAGAGUAUUACAAGCCUCAAAAAGUCUCUGGAUAAAAGUGAUACAUUUAGUAUCCCCAAACUUCAGAAGCCAACUGUGAGAAGGCAUUCCAGCCCCCUAAAACAGGUUUCAUCAAAGGAAAAAACUGCAAUGAAUGCUCUGGAAAACAUCUACAAAGCUAUCAAUAAACUCCAACAAAAUUACAUUGCUGCAGAAGAACUUCAAUCCAUUUUGCCUUCGAUAGGAAUUACUUUCAAAGAGUUCAAGAAGAUUGUGACAGACACUACUCAAAAUGAAAGUGGAAUGGUGAAGUUAGAUGACUUUAUGAGUGCUCUCUCUGUGGAGCAAAGUCUUCCUAAAUGUGAUGUGUUCACUGAUGUCAUUAAAGCCGUUGAUGAAAGUAAAGAUGAAAAUAUGAAUUAUGAGGAUCUGAAUACUUGUCUUCAGCAUUUUGGAGUUUACCUUUCUAAGCCAGAAUUUAAGAAGAUUUUAGAAUUGACUGAAGCUAAUGAAACAAAAAAAGUGAAUUUUAAAGAAUUCAUUGAUACAGUGAUGACCAAUACGGUAUGCUUCUCUGAAAAACUAUUGUUGCCUGCUAUCAUUGAAAACCUCCACAAGCUCAGCAAAGAGAAGAUGAAUGCAUCUCACCUGUGGAACACUCUGUCUAGGAUGAAUAGUAACUUGAAAAAAAAAAAAGAAUUCAUAGAUGCACUGAAAUUAGCAAUAAUUGAUGAGAAUGAUGAAAUACAAGUAGAAGAAUUUGGAAAAGUAGUAAAGGACGAUGCGAUAAGAACUCUCAGACUGCCACUGACAAAAGUCUUUAGUGAGUUACAGGACAUUACCUUAGCUCUUGAUUUGCUUGAAGGUGACAUGAUACCUAGGAAGAACUUAGAGAGCUUUCUAGGAAAUAUUGGGAUUAAGUCACCUGAAAAGGAGGUAGAGAAAAUUCUUCAAUCAAAUUUUGUUUCUGAUGACAACAUGGUAAAUGUUAAAGACUGUAUGAAGACUUUGAAGAACACCCAGGAAUUUUCCAACUUUAUUGCAUUGAAUAACAUCAUCAAUACAUUGGAUUCUAUGGAAGAAAGUGAUCAGUCUUAUAAGGACAAAUAUGCAGAUACACUUGGAAACACCAAUAGAAUUUAUUUCACUGAUGAAAUUCUUCAAGAAAUACUGGAUGAUUCCUUUGUUGAGGAUUUUAGGAAAGAGACUUUGUCUUCAAAUCUGAAACUACCAAAAGCAGAUGAGAUUAAAGAAGCUGCUCAUAUCUUGUCAAGUGUUGAUAAUGGCAAAAUUGCUAUACCUGACUUGGAGCAUGCCCUGAAAAGUUUGAAUGUUAAUAUAACUGAGGAGGCUAUCAGUGAAGCCCUUAAGUUUUGCGACAUCAGUGAUAAUAAGGAGGUGAAUUUGAAAGAUUUCUUUACAAGAAUUAAAGAAAGUCCACAUUUCAAAGAGUGAAUGGCUACACAGCUACUCUUAGCUAUCACCCAAAUUCUCCAGAAUGAUCUAAUUGAUGUCUCUGAACUCAAGGCAUUAUUGAUGAACAAUGACUUUUGUGCAGCUAAUGUUUCACUUAAUGAAAUAUUAAGCAAUGUACCUGAACGUGAUGCCUUAAACAAAGUCACCAAUGAGAAAGUUGAUGUUGAUGAUGUAAAAUCUAUGCUGAAAGGCCUGGGAAUAUAUUUCCCAAAGGAAGAAUUACAGGAGGUGCUUACAUCCAUUCCUCUUGAUAAGGAUGGAAAAGUAAAUUUAGAAGAAUUUAUUGGCAAUUUAAUCAAUUCAGGAUCUUCACCUCUACCUGAAACUGAUAAAGACAUGAAUGAGAAGAAUGGGAUAAAAGAUGGGAGGUCAUCUGCUGGGGGAGAAGGUGACCUCAGUGAGCUGGAUAUUGUCCUGCAAAAAAUGGGGAUAGAGGCCUCCCCUACAGACCACUUGGAGCUAGAGAAGUUACAUCCAAUUAAUGGUGGGCAUUUCAAAUAUCAGAAUAGUCUUCAAGAGAGUUAUUCAGCAUUCUACAGCUAGUC
Molecule: messenger RNA, 3184 nt
Organism: Canis lupus familiaris (dog)
Lineage: Eukaryota; Metazoa; Chordata; Mammalia; Carnivora; Canidae
Gene: EFCAB13
Product: EF-hand calcium binding domain 13
Molecular function (GO): calcium ion binding
Source: RefSeq, a predicted model, not a curated record